Lutra lutra (Eurasian river otter) is the source of this 979-nucleotide messenger RNA. Its product is annotated as leucine-rich repeat-containing protein 57-like. Gene Ontology annotation, molecular function: protein binding. The transcript is spliced from 2 exons. The record is from RefSeq and is a predicted model, not a curated record. The coding region runs from base 1 to 606 and encodes 201 amino acids. NCBI's taxonomy places the organism in Eukaryota, Metazoa, Chordata, Mammalia, Carnivora, Mustelidae.
AUGCUCUGCCCCUCCAAGAGCAGAAAUGUUUUCUGUGAUUCUCUUUUCCCUAUGAUUAUAGGGAAGUUCACUGUGCUGAAGAGCCUCUCCUUGAACAACAACAAACUGACUGUUCUUCCUGAGGAGUUAUGCCAUCUGAAAAAAUUAGAGAUGCUAAGCCUGAACAACAACCACUUGAGAGAGCUACCAUCUACCUUUGGGCAACUGGCAGCCCUCAAGACCCUGAGCCUCUCUGGGAACCAGCUUCAAGCACUACCACCACAACUCUGUAGCCUCCGGCACUUGGAUGUGGUGGAUCUCUCCAAGAAUCAGAUUCGGAGCAUACCUGACAUAGUGGGGGAGCUGCAGGUCAUCGAACUCAAUCUCAACCAGAACCAGAUAUCACAGAUCUCAGUAAAGAUCUCUUGCUGUCCUCGCCUUAAAGUUCUUCGCCUGGAAGAGAACUGUCUUGAGCUCAGCAUGCUUCCACAGAGCAUUCUCAGUGAUUCCCAGAUCUGUCUGCUUGCUGUGGAAGGCAACCUUUUUGAAAUAAAGAAACUUCGAGAACUGGAAGGAUAUGAUAAGUACAUGGAGAGGUUCACGGCCACUAAGAAGAAAUUUGCAUGAUGUUCUCCAGGAGCUCGAGAAACUUACAGGACACUGACAUGGAAUCUCUUACAAUCUGGCUGAAUCAGAGGCUCCUGUCGUCAAGGAUUAUCUGCAGUAUGGAGAUGAUGCUCCCGCAGAUAAUAUUUCAGUGAUCUUUUUCCUUUCCAGGGCUCGUCUUAAGCAAGCUAAAAAAUCAAGGGACAGUGAGAGUCCUCCAUUUUGAGUCAUGGAUAGGAUAAAGGACAGUGUUGAUCAUCAAAACCAUCAUUAGUCUGGCUUUAAGAAAAUUAGUAGCUCAUUACUAUUUACACAAUGAAGGAUGCUGCUUGGUAACAGAACCACUCCAUAUCACAGCUUGAAAUUUCAUGUUUAGUUUCAGUGUAUGAGCGCU